This is a messenger RNA of Symbiodinium sp. CCMP2592, 2025 nucleotides long. Lineage: Eukaryota; Dinophyceae; Suessiales; Symbiodiniaceae. The record is from the annotation of a GenBank genome assembly.
AUGACGAGCACACAUGAUCCGGAUGCCACCAUCUAUGCGCCCUGGUUUGUGGAGGGGCGCUUUGAUGCGAAUCUUUACUAUCAUGACUGGCCGGAUCCUUAUGAGCCCACAUCGCCUACAGUGCUUGAUUCCGAUGGGCAGUCCAGUUCUUCUGCACAUACAGUGGAAUACAUUCGCGAUGACAGUGUGGAUGAUGGACCGCUCAUGCUGCGUUUGUCAUUCUAUGUAGGUACUCCCAGUCUGCCGCUGAUCGAGCCUGACCCUAGUCACACCGCGGAGUGCAUGGCCAGGCACUUUCUACGCGUUGGCAGCUUCUUUGAGGAUCAGCUAUCUUCGUUGUGGGACCUACUUCCACAUGACAGCCCACGUGGACAUCAAACACUUCUGGAUGGUGGAUUCUCAUUCACCACAGGUGCUUUUCAGGCUGGUGGCUUGGUCGGCGUACGUAGCAACGCGCUUCAGAUGCCAUGGGUCACUGCACUGCUUUGUCGUAUUGUGCACUCUGUUCUGCUUGGCGAGGGGGCUGAGGAUUACCACUUCACUUCGCUUACGCUUUUGCGGAAUGUGCAUUCUGGCAUACAUCGUGAUGGCAACAAUCAUCCUUCAUGCAACAACUUGCUUAUACCCUUGAGCCGCUUCUCUGGCGGUGAAUUAUGGUGCUACAAUGCUGCUUCAGGGGAUGUUUGCUAUCCGGGCACUGAUCUGCCAGGGCUGGCUCAUGCGGUGACUCCACCUUUUCUGGAGUUCGACUCACGUGAGCUGCAUGGCACUCUUCACUGGACUGGCGUUCGUGUGAUACUCGCGGUGUUUCAUAUGAAAACUCCGGAAGACUUGAGUGAUGGCGAGAUGCAAUUCCUACGGCAGGACGCUGAGUGUGAAAAAAAUGCCGUCAAUCAAGCUUGGACAGUGAUGGAAAGGAUAGGUUUGCGCGCGCUUGAUGAAAUCACUUGGGCCUGUAUGGCUUUGAUGAGGGCCAGCUUGGGCCGACGCGAAGUUUUCUUCCGGAAGUCCGACGGCUCUGUUUUGUCUGGUCCUUUGCAUUCGUAUUGGCAGCAAGACACCCGUCGUUGCUCGCCGGUCUUGAAGACUACGGAUCUGCGCUCAGCUUAUAAACAGUUCGCUAUCCGGCCAGAACACCACCGGAUGUGCGUGGUGACCUUGAAGGAUCCAGCGGACGGCUUAACAAAGGGAUUCGUCUGCCGCGUGUUGCCGUUCGGGGCUUUGGCUUCGGUCGGGCAGUUCAACAGGUUUUCGAGGCUGUGGCAAAGGAUUCUCUGGGAGCUGAAGCUCGCUGCGGCGAGCUAUUUCGACGAUUUUCCGUCGGUGGAGGUCAGGGCCCUUGCUGAGAACCAUGAUUCCUCCGUGAAGGCAGCGUUGCGACUUUUUGGAGUUGACUGGGCGAGCGACAAGGACCUUCCCUUCUCGCAGACGGCCGACGUCUUGGGCGUCCGACUGGACGCGACUGACACGGAGGGCGGAGUGCUGAGGGUCAGAAACAAGCCUGAGAGAUCCAAGGAAAUUGCCUCUUCGAUCGACAAGAUCCUUGCGGAUGGCUGUAUUGAUCCAAAGCAGAUCCCCUCUUUGUUUGGCCGGAUACAGUUUUCGGAGAGUCAGUUGAUGGGCCGACAGGGACGCUUGGCUUUGGCUCAGAUUCGCUGGCUUUCGAGUGCUCGUCACCGUCACGUUCUAUCUUCUUUGGACGCUACUGUCUUCAGAAGCUUGAGGGAGAGGAUGCUUGAGGGCCGGCCACGCGAGAUCCAGGUUCUUCCCGUUGGCGGCCAGACUCUCGUUUUCACUGAUGGUGCAUGCGACAAGCUGGGCGACAAGUUUAGCUGCUCAAUCGGAGGUGUCAUGUAUCGGGUGCUUCCAACUGGUUCCUAUGAGACGAGGGCGUUCGGGUGCUACCUGGACGAAUCAGUCGUCGAGCAAUGGGCGGGACUGGGGAAGAGACACUUGAUAGGUCCUACCGAGCUUUUCGCGGUGGUGGCGGCCCGACGGCCCGACAUGUCUGGAAAGAUUUUCUGA